Messenger RNA from Dermacentor albipictus, 585 nucleotides. RefSeq lists its product as uncharacterized. NCBI's taxonomy places the organism in Eukaryota, Metazoa, Arthropoda, Arachnida, Ixodida, Ixodidae. The record is from RefSeq and is a predicted model, not a curated record.
CUGAACAUCAACAGCCCAUAGGCAUCGCCCGACAUGGCCGAGUUCCCCGAGAUCCCGCUGCCCGGAAACGAGAGCCUCAACGACGUGGUGCGUGACCUCCUGAGCGGGAACAAGUCGCUGUCGCAGAUCCAGGUCAACAGCGACUACGUCAUCACCUGGAACGGCUUCUUCAACGUCAUUGAAGUGGUGCUGGCCGCCUCGCUGUUCCUGGUGGUGCACGCGAUGGCGGGCGGCGACUCAACGCUUCGCUGCCUGGCCACCGUUGCGUUCGCCAUGGCCGUGCAGGGCGUCCACUUCCUGCUGUGCGGACUCUUCUCGCCCGUCGUCACCAUCAGCGUCGCCACCUCGUUCUACUACGUCUCCUUCCACUUCAUGGCCGUGCUCUUCUUCUUCGGCCCCGGCUUCUGCAGCAUCCUCAGCCUGCACCUGAGCAUACUAGAGUGCGCCGGAGGAAUCAUUGCUGGGAUAACGGCCGUGGUGCUGGCCGGCGUCCACCUCGUGCACGCCAUCUACUGCCUCACGGGCUCGGUGACCCGACACCACAACAUCAAGCUGUCCGACCUGCAAGAUACUGUCACGUGGUAG